Staurois parvus is the source of this 372-nucleotide messenger RNA. Lineage: Eukaryota; Metazoa; Chordata; Amphibia; Anura; Ranidae. The record is from the annotation of a GenBank genome assembly.
GGGAGACCAGAUACAGUGAAUACAGGGUCCGGGGAGACCAGAUAUAGUGAAUGCAGGGAGACCAGAUAUAGUGAAUGCAGGGUCCGGGGAGACCAGAUAUAGUGAAUGCAGGGUCCGGGGAGACCAGAUAUAGUGAAUGCAGGGUAUGGGGAGACCAGAUAUAGUGAAUGCGGGGUCCGGGGACACCAGUUAUAGUGAAUGUGGGGUCCGGGGAGACCGGAUAUAGUGAAUGCAGGGUCCGGGGAGACCGGAUAUAGAGAAUGCAGGGUCCGGGGGAGAGUGGAUAUAGUGAAUGCAGCGUCCGGGGAGACCAGAUAUAGUGAAUGCAGGGUCCGGGGGAGAGCGGAUAUAGUGAAUGCGGGGUCCGGGGAG